AUGAAGCUUGAGGCUUUGGAAAAAAGGCUGGCAACGCUGAGUUACGGCAGGCUGAUCUGUUUUUGAUGAUGACUUAGUCCUAGGCUGGGGCUCUGAUGUGCGACAGAACGUUGAGACCCUGUGACUCUCGUAACAUUAGUUUUUCGCUUUUUGUAUUAUUAAAUACCGUGCUGAUUUUUUUUGUAGAUAUAUUUAUUUUCUGCGUUAUAGAAUGAGAGUAGAACCAGGAGUAGCUGUGUCGUCUGAGGCAGUGCCAGCCCUGAUGUAUAACGCAGCGCUUCUGCUCGAAAAGCUAUAUCCGAAGUAGUUUGGACUUGAGUAUAUGCGACUUGGGUUUAGACAAGCUUCUUUUAGGGUGUCCCUGUGGAGUCGGGAUACUCAAAUUACACUUCGGGAAGUGCAAGGGAUGAAGUCUACUACUUUCUUCAGUAUAGGCACAAUCGUCAUAGUAUUUGCAGCUUGCGCUAACAGAAGACAGCGAAAAGCAGAGCCAAGACAAAAUUGGAAAAGGAAGCAGAGAAGUUUACUUGCAAGCGCAAAGGCAAGUGGUGAAUUUUUUGGCACAUCAGAGUUACGAUGGUGAUUUUGGGGUAGGCGAUAGAAGAAUGUGGCAGUCUUUUGCUCUACUAGAAAGCUGG
This is a messenger RNA of Amoebophrya sp. A25, 638 nucleotides long. Lineage: Eukaryota; Dinophyceae; Syndiniales; Amoebophryaceae. The record is from the annotation of a GenBank genome assembly.